AUGUUAGACAAUUGUUGUUCUUGGCGUAAUAAAAUACAUGAAGUAUUCAGAGAAGAAACAAGAGUCUUGUUGGACUUGUUUCAUGUGACCCAAAGAAUAACAAAAAAGAGUCAUCCUUUCCAAGCUAAUUGUAAGCACGAGUGUGCUAUGGUGUUCAGACAUAUUGACGAUAGGGGAGAAAAAUGUCAAAAAGAAACGCCACCAAAGGAGAUACUUAUCGAAAAUGUAGACAGUUUCACAGAAAAAUGGAAACACAUUUCAGAAUCUAGUGCAGUGCCACUAUUUCGGGAUUCCUUUGAGAAAGAAGUUGCAAACAUUCGGAAGCAUAUUGAGCUGGGAUGUUUGUCCAACAUACCACCACGGUACACAACAAUUAUCAACGAAAGGCUGCAUGAAAAAAUUAAUAAAUUUUUUGCCCGUGCAAAAAUGGGACCAGAAUUGGCCUUUGCUUUGUUAACUGUUUUCUUUUAUGCAUGGAAUUCACAACAGAAAAAUAAGAUUGGAAUUCCAAUUGUCGAACCCUUGUCACUUCCAACAAACAUUAAAACGGAUAGCACCUUCCGCAUUCAACGCAAGGAACAGUUUGGUAUUGGAGUGAAAGCCUACGUGCAUGUUUCUAAUAACUCUCAGCAUCAACAAGAAACCCUUGAUGAUCAAAGUAAUGAUUCAUUUUCAAAAUUACUUGAACGUGCGAUGUCUAUGUUACAUUUACAUAAUGUCAUAAAAACAUGCAGCAAUGACGGUAGUGAUUUAAACUGGCAGGAUUUAUUUUUUCAUAACGAAAUUCUCAAAUACAUUUACUGUGGUUCUGUAAAUCCAAACAUCGAGCAACAAGCAAAUAAUUGCACAGACAAGCAAUCCAAUACGAAAUUGAUAAACAUAGCUGCAUGUUUUAGAAUGAAAUUCAUUCCCAUGUCGAAGGAGGGAAACUGUUUGUUCAAUGCAGUUGCAUUCAGUAUUUCACAACACUUUUUGCAUGGAACCGGUGAAUACUACAAUUAUUUAGGCAUUAAAUCAACUUCCGAUGUCGAUUUGAUCCCACAAAGGCUUCAAAGUACAAUGACGAACGAACUGAAAACAAACAGGGAGAAGUGCAUGCCGUUUCUACAAAGCAUGAAUGACAAAGAGUAUGAUGACAUGGUGGAAAGAUUUGACAGGCCAGGUGUGUUUGCCAGAGAUAUGGGAGAUUUGAUGGUAAAAGCAUUAGCAAAUGUUCUAAAGACGCAUCUGAUAUUACUAACAAGCUACCAUGUUAUAACCUUAACACCCAACAAAUUCAACAAAGUAGGGGACAAAAUAUUUAUUACAUUCUCACCGGACGGACCUGGACACUAUGACACUCUUCAAGAACUAGAAACAACCCAAGAAGAUGAAAAGAAUGCAACGGAAAAAGAAAAUAAAUGCACCUGUGGUAUGAACAGGAAAGCUUUGAAAUCAAAGGAAAACUGCAAGGAUAGCAAGAUGGAAUCUGGUCGGACUUACUCAUCUUGCUGUCCUUGUCUACGUGCCAAGAAGGUUUGUGCAGAGUUGUGCAAAUGCAAAGAAUGCAGCAAUCCGUUUGGAAUGAAAAUACUUGUUGAAAAGAGUGGUAAACCUAAAACAAGAUGA
Paramuricea clavata is the source of this 1608-nucleotide messenger RNA. Lineage: Eukaryota; Metazoa; Cnidaria; Anthozoa; Malacalcyonacea; Plexauridae. The record is from the annotation of a GenBank genome assembly.